AUCGCGCGAGGACUGCUCGAAAAUCUUCGGGAUGAUCUUCUCAGCCAGGCCGACCUGAUUCACUCAGGCUCGAAACUCGCGCCUUCCUGCGGUUAGCGGCGUCUAAGGUCUUCUUCGUAGUAAGCAUUCACGCGAUGGUGCUGAAACGCUAGGGUAGAGCUGCGCGUCCGCUCCCCUUUAGUGCCUGCGAUUCUCGCAGAGGUGCGAGCUGUUAAGCCCACUAGCUGGACGGGUCACGUCACGUGCCGCUGCCGGCAUUCUGUGAAGAUCAGACGACCGCGAUAUCAGGCGAAGCGGAGAAGUGAUCUGGAGCAACCGAUAGGCAGCGACGUGUGCGACGAGCAGGCGAUAGAGCGGCGGGCGGCGGCAAGGGGCGAUGCAGAGCCUGGGGCGGGAGCUGGGCAGCCCGCCGACGGACGGCAUAUCGAAUCUGCGCUUCUCGAACCACUCGGACAACCUGCUCGUGUCGUCUUGGGAUGGCAACAUGCGGCUGUAUGACGCCAACAGCAACACGCUGAAGGGCACCUUCCCCCGCCGCGGGCCCGUGCUGGACUGCUGCUUCUACGACGACGCCUCGGGCUUCGCUGUCAGCGUGGACCAGUCAGUCGUCCGGUACGACUUCAGCGUGGGCAGGGAGGACGUGCUGGGGCACCACCAGGGGGCAGUCAAGAGCGUCGAGUACUCGCACGCCACGGGCCAGCUCAUCACGGGGGGGUGGGACCGCACGGUGCGCUGCUGGGACCCCAGAGCGCCGGCCUCUCACCUGCGCCUGACGGUCACAGCAGAGCAGCCCGAGCGGUGCUACUCCAUGUCGCUCGUGGGCAACCGCCUGGUGGUGGCCAUGGCGGGGCGCCACGUGUCGGUGUAUGACCUGCGCAGCAUGGCACAGGCGGAGCAGCGGCGCGAGUCAUCGCUCAAGUUCCAGACGCGGUGUGUGCGCUGCUACCCCAACGGCACGGGGUACGCAUUGGCGUCCGUGGAGGGGCGCGUGGCCAUGGAGUUCUUCGACCCUGCUGAGGCUGCUCAGGCCAAGAAAUAUGCCUUCAAGUGCCAUCGGAGAUCAGAGGGAGGGAGAGACACCGUUUUCCCAGUCAACACCAUUGCGUUUCAUCCAAUCUACGGCACCUUUGGCACGGGUGGUUGCGACGGUGUCGUGAACAUUUGGGACGGCAACAACAAGAAACGACUGUACCAGUACGCCAAGUACCCCACCAGCAUCGCGGCGCUCUCCUUCUCUCGCGACGGCCGCCUGCUGGCCGUGGCGGCCAGCUACACCUUCGAGAUGGGCGACAUCCCGCACGAGAGGGACACCAUCUACAUUCGCAACGUGAACGAUGCCGAGGUGAAGCCCAAGCCCAAGACGUACAGCACCGCCACAUAGGCCAUGGGCAAGGGGGCACCAUGGACAUGGCUAGUCAACCAAACAGACUAGACAGACUACUGAGUGCUGGCAUCUCCUCUGCCGCCAUCACACACACAGCUGGGCUGUGUGGGGGAGUGCAUGCAUGUGCAUGUUGGGGUGUCAAACGCAUCCAAGUGAGGUAUGCUUGGUGCUGUUAAUACCGCCAGACCGACCAAGCGUGGAAUCUGCAUGCAGCCUGCCUGCCGUUAGUUCAGCGUGUGGACAGCUCUCUAGGCCACGCCUUCAGGUCAGAGCUUGAAUAGAGGAGGGGUCAAAACGGGUGCCCUGCACACAUUCUGCAACAUCAAUCCAUUCCUACUCCAUCA
Molecule: messenger RNA, 1728 nt
Organism: Closterium sp. NIES-67
Lineage: Eukaryota; Viridiplantae; Streptophyta; Zygnematophyceae; Desmidiales; Closteriaceae
Source: the annotation of a GenBank genome assembly